AACAGCCUCAGUCCCCACCCCCAGGCACAAAGGAGGAAACAUACCCACAGCAAGGAGACCAAAAUGCAAAUUACGACCUCAAUAUGUUUCUCUGCAGCCUAGUCAGAGCACUGCGGUGGCAACAACCCACUGAGGCACUGAAUUAAACAAAAAAGGGUUGAGGUUAUGAAAGGAGAGGUUCCAGCUAGAGUUCAAGAAAGUUUUCCAGACCUGCCUGCAGAGAAUUAAACGCAGACACUGUGAAGCUCAGCCAUGAAGGGCCUCCUCUUGCCAAUGAUCAACAAUACAAGCAACUGUUACCCUGACCAGAAAGUUUGGUUGGUUCUUCUGCAAAGCAGAGAUGGAAGUGAAGGUACCUUGGUUGGUCUGAGCAAGAGCAAAGAAUCCUAUCCUGACUUUGUACAUUGGAGAAGCCAGCAGCACUGCCAGUGUUCUUUUGAGGGAGUGUCUGUUUAGGAUCUGGUGCAAGCUGAAUCUUUGUUCAAAUAAGGUGUAAUUGAAAAGUGACCCUCUCUUCUCAGAGAUGUCUAAAACAAACAAAUCCAAGUCUGGAUCUCGCUCUUCUCGCUCAAGAUCUGCAUCAAGAUCUCGUUCUCGUUCAUUUUCGAAGUCUCGGUCCCGAAGCCGAUCUGUGUCUCGUUCAAGGAAGCGCAGGCUGAGUUCUAGGUCUCGUUCCAGAUCAUAUUCUCCAGCUCAUAACCGAGAGAGAAAUCACCCAAGAGUGUAUCAGAAUCGGGAUUUCCGAGGUCACAACAGAGGCUAUAGAAGGCCCUAUUACUUCCGUGGGCGCAACAGAGGCUUUUAUCCGUGGGGCCAGUAUAACCGAGGAGGCUAUGGAAACUACCGUUCGAAUUGGCAGAAUUACCGGCAAGCAUACAGUCCUCGUCGGGGCCGUUCCCGAUCCCGGUCCCCAAAGAGAAGGUCUCCUUCACCAAGGUCCAGGAGCCAUUCUAGAAACUCGGAUAAGUCUUCCUCUGACAGGUCAAGGCGCUCCUCAUCCUCUCGUUCUUCCUCCAACCACAGCCGAGUUGAAUCUUCUAAGCGCAAGUCUGCAAAGGAGAAAAAGUCCUCUUCCAAGGAUAGCCGGCCAUCUCAGGCUGCCGGGGAUAACCAGGGAGACGAGGCCAAGGAGCAGACGUUCUCUGGAGGCACCUCUCAAGAUACGAAAGCAUCUGAGAGCUCGAAGCCAUGGCCAGAUGCCACUACAUACAGUGCUAGUUCUGCAUCACGGGCCUCGGCAGUUUCCGACCUGAGUCCCCGGGAGCGAAGCCCUGCUCUCAAAAGCCCCCUCCAGUCUGUGGUGGUGAGGCGGCGGUCACCCCGUCCUAGCCCUGUGCCAAAACCCAGCCCUCCACUUUCUAGCACAUCCCAGAUGGGCUCAACUCUGCAGAGUGGUGCUGGGUACCAGGCUGGGACACACCAAGGUCAGUUCGACCAUGGCUCUGGGUCCGUGAGUCCAUCCAAAAAGAGCCCUGUGGGUAAGAGUCCACCGGCCAGUGGCUCCACGUAUGGCUCGUCUCAGAAGGAGGAGGCUGCUGCUCCAGGAGGAGCAGCCUAUACAAAGAGGUAUCUAGAAGAGCAGAAGACAGAGAAUGGAAAAGAUAAGGAACAGAAACAAACAAAUACUGAUAAGGAGAAAAUGAAAGAGAAAGGGAGCUUCUCUGACACGGGCUUAGGUGAUACGAAAAUGAAAUCUGAUCCAUUUGCUCCCAAAACUGACACUGAGAAGCCUUUUCGGGGUAGCCAGUCUCCCAAAAGGUAUAAGCUCCGAGAUGACUUUGAGAAGAAGAUGGCUGACUUCCACAAGGAGGAGAUGGAUGAUCAGGAUAAGGACAAAGCUAAAGGGAGAAAGGAAUCUGAGUUUGAUGAUGAACCCAAGUUUAUGUCAAAAGUCAUAGCAGGUGCAAACAAAAACCAGGAGGAGGAGAAGUCAGGCAAAUGGGAGGGCCUGGUGUAUGCACCUCCAGGGAAGGAAAAGCAAAGAAAAACAGAGGAGCUGGAGGAGGAGUCUUUCUCAGAGAGAUCCAAAAAGGAGGAUCGGGGAGGGCCCAAGAGGAGUGAAAGUGGCCACAGGGGGUUUGUGCCUGAAAAGAAUUUCCGAGUGACAGCUUACAAAUCAGUCCAAGAGAAAAGCUCAUCGCCUCCACCGAGAAAGACCUCUGAGAGCCGAGAGAAGCUAGGCGCCAAAGGAGACUUCUCCACGGGGAAGUCUUCCUUUUCUAUUACUCGAGAGGCCCAGGUCAAUGUCCGGAUGGACUCUUUUGAUGAGGACCUUGCAAGACCCAGUGGCUUAUUGGCUCAGGAGCGCAAGCUUUGUCGGGAUCUCGUCCAUAGCAACAAAAAGGAACAGGAAUUCCGUUCCAUUUUCCAGCACAUACAGUCAGCUCAGUCUCAGCGGAGCCCCUCGGAACUGUUUGCCCAGCAUAUAGUGACCAUUGUUCACCAUGUUAAAGAGCAUCACUUUGGGUCCUCAGGAAUGACAUUGCAUGAACGCUUUACUAAAUACCUAAAAAGAGGAACUGAGCAAGAGGCAGCUAAAAACAAGAAAAGCCCAGAAAUACACAGGAGGAUAGACAUUUCCCCCAGUACAUUCAGAAAACAUGGUUUGGCUCAUGACGACAUGAAAAGUCCCCGGGAACCUGGCUACAAGGCUGAGGGAAAAUACAAAGAUGAUCCUGUUGAUCUCCGCCUUGAUAUUGAACGUCGUAAAAAACAUAAGGAGAGAGAUCUUAAACGAGGUAAAUCAAGAGAAUCAGUGGAUUCCAGAGACUCGAGCCACUCGAGGGAAAGGUCAGCUGAGAAAACAGAGAAAACUCACAAAGGAUCAAAGAAGCAGAAGAAGCACCGGAGAGCACGAGACCGGUCCAGGUCAUCAUCCUCUUCCUCCCAGUCAUCCCGUUCCUACAAGGCGGAAGAGUACACUGAGGAGACAGAGGAGAGAGAGGAGAGCACCACGGGCUUUGACAAAUCAAGACUGGGGACCAAAGACUUUGUGGGUCCAAGUGAAAGAGGAGGCAGAGCUCGAGGGACCUAUCAAUUUCGAGCCAGAGGGAGAGGCUGGGGUAGAGGCAACUACUCUGGUAACAACAACAGCAGCAGCAGCAACGAUUUUCAAAAGAGAAACCGGGAGGAGGAGUGGGACCCUGAGUACACGCCCAAAAGCAAGAAGUAUUACCUGCAUGAUGACCGCGAAGGCGAAGGCAGUGAGAAGUGGGUGAGCCGGGGCCGGGGCCGAGGAGCCUUUCCCCGGGGACGGGGCCGCUUCAUGUUCCGGAAAUCCAGCACCAGCCCCAAAUGGGCCCAUGACAAGUUCAGUGGGGAGGAAGGGGAGAUUGAAGAUGAUGAGAGUGGGACAGAGAACCGAGAAGAGAAGGACAAUUUACAGCCCACAACCGAGUAGGGGCCACUGAUGGGAGCCCCUGCCCAGGGGAGAGAGGCGCCGGGAAGAUGGCUGGUGAGGAGCUAAACAGAGGAGCCUCGAGAAGAUUCUGAAAAUCCCACCCCCACCCCCCACUGGCCGUGCGGAAUCCUAUAGCCAAAAGCAUCCCUGGCGCUGCGUCCCACUGGACAGAGGCGGCAGCCGCAGAGCCUGGGGGCAGGCCCAGCUCUUGAGCAGAACACAACACGUUGGGCUUUAGCUGUGUUUCUCAUUUGUCGUUGGUGUGUGGGGUGGGGGCUGGGGUAGGGAGGGAAGAGCGAGUCUUGGAUUUUGGUUUGUUCCCUAUUAGAAACCAACAGUUUUGUUCUUAAUUUCAUUUCCUUUGGAGCUAAGAGGACUUAUUUGAUGAUUUUCAAUCUCUUCUCCCUUAUCCUGAUUUUAAAAGCCCUUCUUCUUCUUUUUUUAGGCAUAUGUAGUAACAUGAGCAGAAAGAUUUAAUUUGGGCAACUUUGAUUCUUAAAAAAGAAAACAAAGCAUGUGAAUAAACAUUGAAGUGUUCACCUCA
Messenger RNA from Equus caballus (horse), 3944 nucleotides. NCBI's taxonomy places the organism in Eukaryota, Metazoa, Chordata, Mammalia, Perissodactyla, Equidae. The record is from RefSeq and is a predicted model, not a curated record.